This is a messenger RNA of Striga asiatica, 543 nucleotides long. The record is from the annotation of a GenBank genome assembly. Lineage: Eukaryota; Viridiplantae; Streptophyta; Magnoliopsida; Lamiales; Orobanchaceae.
AUGCCUCAAGAGGAUUUUGUAGAGAACCAAAAGUCCAAAAGAUCCAUUGAAGAGUUCAAUGGUCAAAAUUUUGAGGAAUCCAUUUGGGCUUGCUUUGUUUAUAUGAAUACAGACAGGAGAAUCAGGAAAGAGCAGUGGGAGCAGCUUACUCUUAUGAAAGCCAACUGGGGAGAUGUGUGGGCAGUCAUGGGAGAUUGGAAUGAUAUUAGGUGUGUGGAGGAUAAGAGUGGUGGUAGAACUAGAUCAGCUGGGAGUUUUGAGGGAUUUCAAGAAUUCAUAGCCAACAUGUCAAUGCAAGAGGUCAAAGCCAGAGAAGCAGUAGAAGUGAUUAAAUCUGCUUGGAGUUUUCCUCAGACUGGGACACCAUUCUACAGAGUCAAGGAGAAAAAUGGGGCUUCUGUUAAAGUCCAUGACUACAAUUGGAUCCCUGGUGGGUUGAAAAGACAGCCAUUGCUUAAAAAUGCAGACAGAGACGGGCAAAUGUGGGUAAAAGAUCUCUUGCAUGAAGGAGGUCACCAGUGGAACGUUCAAAAAGUCAAAGCA